GACAAUAGUCUGCAUAUUCGUUCAGAAUGACGACAAAGGAUCAGGUGUCAUCAAGCCCCUGUCCAGCUGAAGAUUCAAUUGAGGAAUGCUCCGUACGCAACCAGUAUAUCGGUAUUCCUCGAUUCCAGGUUGUCGAGCGUGUCGAGUGUGUCGAACAUACAGCACUACCGGCAGAGCCAGGAAACACUCGUACUUCGUAUACGUACAAAGCUCAUGUUGACACUAUCUCCGAGGAACUAGAGGGGCGGUGGACCUUGAAUUCGUAUGGAAUAGACGACGAUCAGAUCUUGAACCAUUUCAAUCAGUCUUUGGAACAUGUCCGAGAGCCUUCAAUCACAGCGGACAAUGCUUUGCAGCUCAUAAUCGUUGAUCACAACGACAAGGACCCUGCGCAACCAGCCGAUGCCAGAAGGAGGAGAUGGAAACCCCACACUACGCCAAUCAUAUUUACGUACGGUUGGUUUGCAAAUCCUCGCCAACUUACAUGUCCCCUCGAAUCCAGGGAAGGACGCAAUAACUUACGCCACCCUUACGCCACGUCUGUCGAAGGAAGCCGCAAGUCCUUCCUCUCUCCAGAAUUUCCAUGUUUAUCGAGUCGCAGCCGCGGAUUUCGACAUGGUGUGGGCAUUCGGGUACGAAUCCAAGGCUAUUUGCGGCAUCGUCAGUCAUUUCGGACCACAGGCAGGACGUAUAACCACGGCCCUUAGGGACGACCUAUUCGCACAUAGAUCCCUUGCAAGGCACCCUAUGCUUCUUGGCCUACUGGCUCACUGUCACAUUGCACCACAAAUCGAAAAUUGGCUGAACAUCCACGCUGGUCGGGUUGUGGAAGCCGCUCGGGACAGUGGCUUCCACCACGAUCUAGACAUCGCGGAAAGACGGCGGGUGAUUGACACUGAGCUAGGCGAGCGUUCUGCCAUUGUGAGCGGAGUUGCGGCCAAUAUCGCGACGAACCGCUACUGCUGGGAAGGCCUAUACGGAUUGGCGAAAUUCAUAGUCCAGGAAUGUGAUCGGCUAGGACAGUCCCAGGUUCAUGACGGCGGAGACCAGUGGCUGCGGAGUAAUGCUUACAUCACUCAGCAUGCGAAUUGUUGUGUUCUGAGUGCACUGGCAUUGAGGGAGGAGGCAGGUUCCUGGCAAAAGAAGGCGGACAUCCAGAUCCAAGGGUUGUUUAACCUCAUCGCUCAACGGGAUCAGAACCAGAGUAUCGGAAUUGCGUCCACGUCUAAAUCCAUCGCCGAGGAAAGCAAGAAAGACAGCACCUCGAUGAAAGCCCUCGCAGUGGUGACCAUCUGCUGUCUGCCCGGGACUUUCAUAUCGUCUCUGUUCGCUAUACCGUUCUUCCAAUGGGAUGCCGAUUCGGGCAAUGGCGUAGUCAACCAGCGGAUCUGGGUGUAUUGGGCUUUCGCGCUCCCGCUCACUGGCCUCAUCCUGAGCCUGUUCCUCAUCUGGGACCGGCACAUGACCAAGCAGGCUCCGAUUGCGAAGACUAAAAAUUGACCAAGAAACAGGAGAUUCAACGUCGGAAUCUCGAGCUGUGUACUUUCCAUUUCCGUCUUUGGACCUGAGCAUGGCCUGAGCCUCGCCGCUUUAACCUGUGACUCAAUGGAGGAACAUGGUGAAUUCUACUCGGUCCUGGGGACCGUCAGACUAUAUACCCUUGAGUAAUUUACACAGGCCUACUAGCGCCGUCCGAUGGCCUUCGGCCGAAGGCCAUCGGGGUACCUUCCCUAACCGUCAUUACAUAGCCUUGGUAGGGCCGUCAGUCACAAACCUGAG
Cladophialophora immunda is the source of this 1779-nucleotide messenger RNA. RefSeq lists its product as uncharacterized. The transcript has 2 exons. Bases 403 to 1500 code for a protein of 365 amino acids. The record is from RefSeq and is a predicted model, not a curated record. Lineage: Eukaryota; Fungi; Ascomycota; Eurotiomycetes; Chaetothyriales; Herpotrichiellaceae.